GUGUGAAAAGUCCUGUGUUUACCUCUACCCCUGACCCGGAUGUUUAUUUUUGACAUUGGUGACACCUGCAGACGAUUAUCUCAAGGGUCGAGUUCGAGCGAGAACUUUAGCUGCUACAGUCGAACUAAAGUUCAACCGAACGCAACAUACCUGACCGGAAGUGACGUUUUUUUAGGAACUCUUGUCAGCUAUUUCGCGCCGUACUAGAGGUCUAGUUCAAAGAUGGCGGAGUGUGUAUGUUUCUGAAAUCAAAGCAAAUGGAUCACCAAGAAGUGUUUUGGACCUGCAUUGAGUGCCACAAGAAACCUGCCAGUGCUGCAUCACUUUCAAAUCAAUUGGGGAAAGUCCAGGUGUUUGUUGAUACAAAUUACAGCAUCCUACUUCGAUGUGAGAACUGCAAUGUGUGUUUUCAUCCUGUUUGUGUUGACUUUGAAUUGGAACCAGUACUAACUGGGGAGGACACUCUUGUAUUGUGCAACUAUUGUGCUGAGCAUGGCAAGCAAAAAUCUAAUAACACUGGAAGUAACCACACCGACCCUCAGAGAAAAAAACAGGAUAAGGGUGACGGAAAGCAUGGCCAAACUUCUGAAGUCUCCACAAAUUGAAGCUGCAGUGAAGGAGGCUUUGGUGCUUAGUAUCAUAAAGGAACAGAACUCAACACAUGCCCCUCUAGUACGGCAAACAGACUUGCAAGAAGAGAGUACACAGUCAGAUACAAUGACAAAGGAAAUCUCUGUGGACAAUUCAGGUACAGAUAAAAGGGACCAAGAACAAUGCACACAACAGAGUAAAUCUAAAAGCUCAGCCUCUGCAGACCAAAGCCACCAGAAGAACUGGACAGAAAAUGAAGAGAGCUUGCUUGUUGACUUAAGGCACGAGAGAUCAACUCUGUUUAAGACUACCAGAAACCACCUCUCCCUGUGGCAAGAAAUAGCAAACAUCAUUAACGAAACACUGCAUUGUUCAGCUACUAGUCAACAAGUCAUGUAUAAAUAUAACGCCCUUAAAAAAAGGUGGAAGGAGAUUAUAGAUAGUCCCUCGGGAUCAGCAGCUAAACGCUUCACUCACAAGAGAGCAUUUGAUGAUGAGUAUGGUGACAAAGUCAGUACAAAACCAGCUUUUACAGUUGAUACCUUAAAAGAAACCAGUGACAUUUCUUCAGAAUCAAACACCAGCAAGAAACCUGCAAGAAAGGCAGAGAAAAGGAAGUCCUCGAGUAAUUUCGAUGUGUUGAAUGCAUUGGAGGAUCAGCAUUCAAAAUUCAUGCAACAAAUUAGUGAGAUGCACAAUGAACGCAUGAAGCGUUUUGACAGAUUUCUAGAUAUUAUGGAUAAACAAAGCACAAAGUGACUGUAAAGAUGCAGUCGGUGGCAUCAUUUUGUUACAAGUUAGUCAUUACCAGUUAACUUUAUAGAACUAAGGACUUGGGAAACCACUCAGGUUUUGUCAAUUUUUGUUCUGUGAUUUUAUUUAUUUUUAAAAAGCCUCAGGUAGUCUUGUUAAGUUUUUAUAAUUACUGCCUUGGCAUGAAUUGCCAAUUUAGCUUAUGAUAUAUGGUGUGUUUUCCAUGUUCAUCCACCUUUUUGAAAGUGACUUCUUAAUAACUGCUAGACUUAAGACCCUAACCCAUUGAGUUUCCCGAAAUAAUACAGCAAUUUGACCUGUUUUCACAGUCAUAACUUAGUGUCAAAUAUGUAAAUAAAAUUAUUCUUCCACAAUACCAGGUAACCCUUUGUGAGGAAAAUUAAUAUGCUGGGAUGAAACAGUAUAAGACUUAAUACAUUAUACUCAAUAAUUGGAAAUAUUUGCAAAAGCAUCUUUAUUGAGAAUAUUUUCCAAUGAAUGCAAUAUCCAGAUGAUACUGGCCCUGUAGACCUUGUUAUUUUUAAUUGGUAAUACUUUUUUAUAUUACUUUGUUAGUGAUUCUCAUCCAAAGAUAAUUUUCAUGGUGCUCUC
Mizuhopecten yessoensis (Yesso scallop) is the source of this 1956-nucleotide messenger RNA. RefSeq lists its product as uncharacterized. The record is from RefSeq and is a predicted model, not a curated record. The transcript is spliced from 5 exons. The coding region runs from base 493 to 1350 and encodes 285 amino acids. NCBI's taxonomy places the organism in Eukaryota, Metazoa, Mollusca, Bivalvia, Pectinida, Pectinidae.